AUGGAGUUCUCGCAUGGGCCGAGCCAGGCGUCGUGUCAGAUGCCUGAAGGACCGAGAGGAAUUAUGCCCUCGCCGACAACCCUGGCAAUUCCCGUGGGAUUGUGGGACGAGUGGACUCCGCGUCUGGUAAAGUCUCCGAGUCACAGUGCGCUUCUAGCCCACCGGCUGUCAAUGUCGCUUUGGUCCUUCGACAAGAUCCUCAUCGGCAGUCUGUUCUUGACCCCUGGGCUGGUUGAGGAGACGCGAGAGGAAUCCGAGCGAAACAACAUUGUCAAUCAACAUAGAUACCCAGGCCAUCUCGGAGCGCGGUCCUCAAUGGACGGGGUGGCCUUGCGCCGGUCUGGUUGUCAGGGGUGCGAAUGCAAUGGAUGA
This is a messenger RNA of Penicillium alfredii, 372 nucleotides long. RefSeq lists its product as uncharacterized. The coding region runs from base 1 to 372 and encodes 123 amino acids. NCBI's taxonomy places the organism in Eukaryota, Fungi, Ascomycota, Eurotiomycetes, Eurotiales, Aspergillaceae. The transcript has 2 exons. The record is from RefSeq and is a predicted model, not a curated record.